GGACCGGGAGGGAGCGCUGCGCGAGUCUGCCCUCGUACCCCGUCUUUUCGCUUACCUCACCUCAGCUAACCGUACACUGAAGCACUGUGGACUGUCCGGUUUUUUUUUUAUUUUUUUUUAUUUAUUUAAAAUUGUUGUUAUAAUAAGCGGACUCAUGGGGACCGAGGAGGAGAGAGACUGGGUGGAUGUGGCUAAUGAUCUCCUCAGCAAGUGCCACAUUAACCUGAGGCUGAAAAAGCUGACGGACUGCGAUGCUGCUGUUUUUGUAGCCUUGUACGAAGCAAUCUUGGGGGAAAAGGUUCCAGAUUACGUAGGUGCUCCAAGCAGUCUGGAAGAUGACGUUCACAAUGUGCAGUCAGUGAUCGACUCCCUGGCUCUGGAUUACCUCCAGAUCAGCUUGUCACACAUUACAGGUGAAAAUAUCGUGAGAGGAGACAAAGAAUCCAUCAGAAACCUGCUUGAAAUAUUUGAUGGAUUGCUGGAAUACCUAACAGAACAAAUAAGUGAAGAGGAAUUGCCCGGCGAAGGAGCAACUAUUUCCACAGAGCUGGCGGAGGAGCAACUGGUGGAACAGGAGAAGCAGGCCAUGCUAGAGUGUCUUUCCCAAGCCUCCAGUGUCCAAUCUGCUCUCCACUCCAGCAAGUGUUCCCUUCCUUCUUGGAGUGCCGAUGGGUCAGAGUCAACAGGCAAUCUCAUUCGCCUGGGGGAUUCUGCCAGAUCAUUCGUUCCCAGACAAGAAGAACUGACCAGUGAAUUUCACCAGUCAGAGCCCCUCUUGUCCAGGCUGGUGGAGUCACCCUUAACCACAGAGCAAGACGUGGUUGACUCGCCUGCAGGCCCAGCUCUGUCUCUGGCCGCAACCAGCGUUGUCGCAUCUCUCCUUAGGGGCCCCCUGCGCUCCGCCAUCCCCUUGCAGCCCCCAUACCAGACAACUCCGCUCCGGCCAGAACAACACUGUAACUCUGGUACACAGUCCCCAUCCUGCAUACCGAUUCAGAGAGGGCACGGGGACAGGGAGGUUCCCGUCCCUGUAAAUGCUAACAGCCAGCCCCCGGGGCCAUCGUGCAACAGCACUCCAGCUAAUGGGCUGCACUCUCCUCAUCUCUCCCCUGAUGAAAGUGAGAGGUCUAUGUCCAGUGUGGCCCGAGCAGAAGUGGACAAGGAGCAAGUGGAGUCUUCAAGCACGGGGCCCAGAAGGGUUUUAUUUCGCACACAGCCUGAUGUCCUCUUCCUCACUCUGGAUGACAAGGUAGGCCACAGCAAUGUGGAAGAAGAGAAGGAAAGCAAUCUGAGCUACAGGCCAAGCUCAUCGUCCAGACAACGGUGUCGAGGAGGACACGGAGGCCGGACCUGUCUCAGAGAGGGCCACACGACUAUGGAGCAGGAAGCGGACUUGGUGGAGGAUCCCCUGUCCCAGCGCAGACAGAGGAACAGACAGGCCGAGCAGGAGCUGCACCAGAUGUCAGAAAAGCUGUCGCAGCGCCUGGAGGAGCUGGAUUUGAUGCUAAAGAGGGCCUUGGGUGAGAUGGAUGUCUCAGAUGGAACCAGGGAGGAGGACAAACAGUCUCAGCACAGUGACAGUAUCAUGGAGUGCCAUGAAAUCCAGAUGAAUGCUGAUGCACUAGAUGGUACAAAGUCCUCCCGCACAUGCUCCUUGUCUCCCUCUCCCCCACCUCUCCACCGCUCCCUGGAGGCUCAGCUAGGGGGCGCUGUCAGCAGAGACUCCCAGGAACAUGUGUUCAAGAUGCGAGAGAAGGAGCUGCAAAGUCAGCAGAUGGAGAGCAAGGCACUGAGCAGAGUGUAUGAGAAGGAGCUAAAACAGUUUGAGGAGAGGGAGAGGGCAGACAUCGAGGAGGCACGUGAGCGAGCCCAGGAAGCGGAGAGAGAGUACAGAGAAGCCAUCUGGAAAGACAUUCCCCGUCCCUCCAAACCUUCCCGUGUGUACAGCCCUAAGGUGGUCCCUCAGCUCCGGCCCCCUAGGGCUCGAUACUCUACUCUUGGCCGAGGGAGAGCGCAUCCGCGGAAACCCACCCCAAUGAAGAUCCAUGAGAAUGAUCUGUUGCCUACCCUCCUGGAAGAGUUCCCACAUCUGCAGCUCUCGCCACACACCGUCAAUCGCAUGUGGAAGCAGCAGCUGAAGCAGGUGGACCGACUGGCCCCGCUACCAGACCAACGAAGCCGCGUUAAACUGGCCAAUCAGGUGCUGGAGGCACAGAGGAGGCGCGACCUGCUGACGGAGAUCAUCCGAAAGGAACAGGAGCACAACCACCGCCUGAGGGACUUUCGGGAACGGAUACAGCAGCAGAAAUCCACCCAGAAUAAGCUUCGGGAGCAGAGGCAGCAGGUUGCUCGGGCCAGGAAGUACUACAACGACUACCAUGUGCAGCUGCGUGCACGCUUGAUGAGGGCCCGAACACGGGAGGAGCGGAUGCUGAAGCAGAUCUUUGAGGAGGGCCUGGAACUCCAGAAGGCUCAGCUGAGGGAGCAACGUGCCUAUGCCAAAGAGCAACGCUUGGAGCAUCAGCGCCGGCACCGGGAUGAGCUUGAGUCCAUGGAGAAUUACUACAAGGACCAGUUUUCCAUGUUGGCUGAAUGUCUUGCACGAGAACGACAAGAAAUCCAAGUGCGGAAGAAGGCCCAGGAAAAGGCCCUUGUGAAGCUGAAGAGGGAGCUGCGAGCCAGGAUGGAGCGAGAGAUCAGGGAGCUGCAGAAGAUAAUCAUCCAGAACGAUGAAGACGAUUACUUCCGUGACAUGGAGGUGGAGAGGCUACGGGGACGGCUGCACAUGGCAUCAUUUCAGUAUGCUGCUAGCCACCUGUCCUGAAUCACCUGGACCUUCCCAUUACCCACAUGCCUCUAUAUGCUGCUAGGUGCCACGUAACCACAUUCUUGGUGGUUUCGGGACACUUCCUUUUAUUUAUUCAGUCGUCAUCCCCCCUUCCUUUUAAAGUAUUUCCAACUCAAACUUUGUUACAGAACUACGCAAGUGACCUUCACUAAAUCAAAUGCAACAGGUGACCAUGGUAGUAACUUCAGUUUUUCACUUAAACUUCUCAGUUGAAGGCUGUAAACACAGACUACAGCCAACUAGGUUUUUAAUUUAAUGUAAAGUUUUGCUAUGGGACUAAUUCUGGUUUCUGUGGAUUUCAAUCACUAGAGGGAGCAAAGGAACAGUUUCUCCCUUUAUCAUUUAGUUGAUGUCCUGAUUUUUAAAAUAGAUAAAUCUGUAAAAGGAUCCAGGCAUUUAACUUUGGUACAGGUGAAUGCUAAAUGUGUCGCUAUAGUAUUAUGAAAACUAAUCCCCCGCUAUGAAGUGGUUACAAUCUUCCUGGGUGUAGUUUUCUUAGGAAUAAGACAAUAGAACACACUGUUAUAAACAUUAUGCUGCAAGGUGCACACAGCAUAGUUUAUUGCUCAUGUUCUGCAUGGAUAUAAGUUUUCUAAUAUCUGGUUUUAUACAGGUGUAAGUUGACUCACAACAGCUGGUGUAAAACUAAACUGUAAUAAAUGCAAACAAUGGAAAUGAAACUAAACAAUAGUUGCUUAAAUUCAAGAUGGGUAAAUUUAAUCAAUUACACACAAUACUCUUUUAUAAAAGAAAUAGUGUGUUAUGUACAACAAAUUGCACUGGUCAACUCUAGAGAUAGUUAUGUGUGUGUGGACCAUGCUACAGGAAGCAAUUUCCAAAAUCUGCUUCUGACACACGAGCAACUCUGGCUCCUCACAUCCACAGACUUGUCCUUCAGGAGAACACAGACUAAUGUAGUGAGACACUAAGUGGAAGCAGUAUGUGGACACUGGACAUCAGCCAGCCUGAACAAGUCAAACUCUUCAGUAGAUGUAUAGAAGCUGCCCAGUCACUUAAAGAACCCAGGUCUGCACAUGUGACGCUUUCCUCCUUUUUAAGUUAAAUUAAAAUGUCAUGCGAGUGGCUUAUGAACAAUAUCCUAUACUGUACAAAGCACCAUCUCAGGAUACUCAUUUUCUUUAUCCAGAGACUUUAAAAUUUGCUUACACCCUAAAAGUAUGUAUGCAAACUUUAAGCAACAGUCCAUGGUCAUAAUUUGCUAGACAGCAUAAAAAUGAAAAUUCUUAGUAACUUGAAACAAACGCAUACAGAACUUAAUAAAUAUUUAGAACUCAUAUGCAGAGCUGUGUAUAGUCAGCGCCACUAAGUCUUAUCCUCAGUGCCCUGACGCAAAGGGCUGUUCAUUCACAAGCAGUUCUUUCCGCUGCUUCUUGCUCUUUUACCCCAAAAGGAGAGGGGUGCAGAUCAGCCUUGAAAAUCGCUGCUGCUCAGCAAAGUGUGUAAGACAUGCCUCUGGAAAUAACCUCUGUAUUUACAUCUUUGCGCAAAAAGAAGGGGGGGGGAAAAAAAAGACAUCACCUGAGAAUGUAUGUGGUGUGAGGUCUGUAAUGUAGGACAGAAAAGAAUAGCCAUAUACAAAAUAUAUUUAUACAUAUAUACUCAAAAUUACAGGCAUAUAGAUUUGUAUUUUCAAAGCACUAUAGAUUGAGAAUGUGGUACAUAAUUUGAAACUAAGAGGGGGGGGAAAAAAAAAAAAAAAAUGCACCUCCUGCCCCCUACAAGUUUGUAAAGUGCUAAAGAGUAUUAAGGACAGUUCUAGUCUUAAGUCAUUUUCAAAAUGCAGAAAUCUUCCCUAAGCUUCUUCCUGCGAGUUCAGAAAACUCAACUUCCUCCUUAGGUGGCCAUUGUCAGGGUGAAAGGGUGCAGUUUGGCAGUGCUCUACUGGUUAUUCUGCAGAAGAGGAGUCAGCAUCUCCAAAUGAUCUGAACGAACAAGGGGCUCAAACGCCAGUUCAUACCACAACUUUAAGACUGAACUGACCAGCGCAACUACUAUUGCACCAGGAUACACGGGAGGAUGACUGUCCCCUCAGCGUCCCUUUGAGACCCGUCUGCGAGCUUCCUGCUGGACAGUCGCUUCAACUGGUUUCAGGUUUGACCACCAGCUAUCCAUGAACUUCAUUCAAGCUUAACUGUUUCAAAAAUCUAUAAGUUAAACAUUAAUACUUUGAGUAAUACAAAAAAUAUAUUCAAGGAAAAAAAAAAAAUCUGGAAGAACUGGUAUGAAACUCUUGCAUUUUAAUUCAGAUCUCACUAAAAUAAGGUAAGCACAGGUAGCCAAGCUUCUGCAAGCGCAGCUGAGAAGGAAGCAUAAGGGUGUCCUAAGACAGCUACCUUGCAAAAGUGUAGCUGGGGCAAGAGACUGCUACUGUGUACGUGUAGGUAAGAGGGACGUUUUCAAGGAUGGGAAGACUGCUACCUCACAAAGGCGCAGCUUGGGGGGGGCAGUGGAGGCUGGGGAAGACAGCCAUCAUCUCUUACUGGUAAAAGAUUUCCAUGCCAAACUGUACUACCAGUAGUUCACUUGUGCUGUUCUUUCCCCCCCAGAAGUUCAAGCUUGACGGUUCACUUGGGGAGGGGGG
This is a messenger RNA of Scleropages formosus (Asian bonytongue), 5450 nucleotides long. RefSeq names its product centrosomal protein of 95 kDa-like. The transcript is spliced from 22 exons. Gene Ontology annotation, cellular component: spindle pole; centrosome. The record is from RefSeq and is a predicted model, not a curated record. Bases 155 to 2824 code for a protein of 889 amino acids. NCBI's taxonomy places the organism in Eukaryota, Metazoa, Chordata, Actinopteri, Osteoglossiformes, Osteoglossidae.